Plenodomus lingam JN3 is the source of this 1479-nucleotide messenger RNA. The record is from RefSeq and is a predicted model, not a curated record. Lineage: Eukaryota; Fungi; Ascomycota; Dothideomycetes; Pleosporales; Leptosphaeriaceae.
AUGUCUGAGAUGGCAAACACAAACAUCCCCGAUUUCUACACAUCGCAACGCAAUUUAUAUUGCCUCGCACAAGCCAAUCAACCUGCCAGCCUAUCACGUUCUAUCCAGAUACGAUCUAGACGACAGAUAUGUCCCAAUUCUUCCUUUGCCCGACUCGCAUUGCCAGUCGUCUUUGGCUACCGAGGCGCUUUGAGGCGCUCUCCGUUCGCUAGACAAGGGGAGGCUAUUUGCCAUCGAACUUGCUUGGCUGUUGUUGAGGAGGAAGGGCUAUGGUCUGCAAACCGUAGAGGAACCGUGUGGAUAAGAAUAGAGACUGUCGAGGGUCCACCUGAUCAAGUUUCGGAGAUGGCAUCGAGAUGUUUCGCCAAGAAUAAGUUGUUGGUGUCGCACCAUGAGGCUCCCCUGUCCAACAUGGCAACGCGGGAAAAGCAGUACAAAACCCGUCGCUGGGGCCUCUCCUUGGUUACUAGAGUCUCGUCGGACGCUGGCCCUCACACCCGCGCGCUGCAUUCGCUGUUUGCCAUCAUUUGCUUCUGGAGUCUUACAUGUUCUGUCGUGGCCGCUGCAGUAUCAAAUGACCGCCAACCGCUGCUCGUGCAAGACGACUUAGUUUGGACCGGAGCGUCGCUGUUACUCGACCGUCGUCCACCACCAAUAGCACCACUUUUAAUGCCUCCAGUUCACGACCGCGACCAUGUCAUCGAAACAGUGUAUAUACCGUCGAAGAGAUCAAUAGCCACCGAUGCCAAACGCUCCACGGCGGAGUUUGAGCUCCCCAAGGCCUUUGACACUGGCCUCUCGAACAACUUUACGAGCUCAUGCGCCAGAUUCAUCAACCGCAUGCGCACCAACGAGAGCUUUAUGAGCUGUCAUCCCUUUUCAUUAUUGCUUCAGACUUCUAGUGGAUUUUUCGACGCAUCAAAAUCAGUCCUCCGCAUCACCCAGACGCUGGAUGCAACCUGUGGAGCUGAUGCAACACGAUGUCGCACAACACUCGACGGCUUUGCAAGGGAGCUCGUAUCACCAACAGCAUGCGAAACCGACUACGACAACAACAACCCACUUGUCCUACAGGCCUACAAUGGACUGGUUGCGUAUCAGCCUUCUUACCAGGCAAGCUGCCUGAGAGAUAACCAGGGCAACUACUGCUUCGCGAACGCUGUCAGCAACUCAUCCUCCCCGACAGACUCGUACGCGUACUAUCUACCCAUUGGCCAGGAAAUGCCCGGCGGAUCCCGACCUACGUGUAAUUCUUGCUUGCAACAGGCCAUGGGCGUCUUUUCUCGCUAUGCAAACAACGCUACCCAACCUGUAUCGAAGACAUAUACCACGGCAGCACAACAGCUCUCCAUAUCCUGCGGUUCUACUUUCGUCAACGUCACGGCAGCACCCCUAAAGGCAGCCGCACCCACAGCAACUGCAUCCAUCACACCUACGAUGACUCUCAUACUAAUGUUUGUACUCUACAUGUUCCAAUAA